AUGCUGAGAUGUCUAGGCUGGAACGGUGGUCGCCUCCUUGCAGUAUGCCUCACGGCUCUUUGGCCGUCCUUCGCUCGCAUGAAGAAUACCUUCGGUCCAGAGAUGCCAGCCACGACGGACCAAUUCGUCGGAUUUGUGGUAUUCUGGUUCCUUUCCACGCCGUUUCUCUGGUUGCGCCCCGAGAAGUUCAAGAUUCCGUUCCUCAUCGUGUGUGCUUGGUGCGGCGCCGGCAUGUUGUCCUGGAUGAUCUGGGCUUUGUCAGUUGCGAAGGGCGUCGGCCCACUGUGGAAUUCUGGACAAAAGCUUCCAGAUGGCUCGCCGUUUGGUGCAUCAUGGCUCAUCAUGGCUGGCAUCAAUCAGGGCAUCGGCGGUCUUGCGGCUGGCAUAACGAAUGGUUCUGACUUCUCUCGAUACGCGAAAGCGCGAAGAUCCUACAUCAUUGGCACCAUCACAAGCUGUCUCAUCACAGGUGUCUUAGUGUCUUUGAUAGGGUUAGUAACGGCUGCUGCCUCCCAGAAGAUCUAUGACGAGGUGUACUGGAAUCCCCCAGACCUGCUAAUGCGGAUGAUGGAGAACGGCAACGGCUCAUCCAAAGCUCGCGCGGGAGUGUUCUUCCUUGCUGCUGGCUUUGCUUUCACUGCAAUGUUCGAAAACAUAUGCGGUAACACCAUAGCUGGAGGAAUCGACUUGGCCGGAUUGUUUCCUCGUUACAUCGGUAUGUCCAUCUUGGGAACCAUCAAAGAAGGCACUAUUGCUAACAUGUGUGCCAAAGAUAUACGUCGUGGAGCUAUCAUCACGUUUGUUGCAGCCUGGAUUGUUCAGCCAUGGCAGCUGAUCAACAAAGCAACGACCUUCAUCACGGUGUUGUCGUCGUUUUCCGUCUUUCUUGCGCCUAUCAUUGGUAUCAUGGCCUGCGACUACUAUGUUAUCAGAAAGAGAAGGAUUCGUUUGAGCCAUCUCUACCGGACCCACGACUCUUCCUACAUGUUUUGGAAUGGCUUCAAUUGGCGAGCCAUGCCCGCGUGGGUUUGCGGAUGGGCACCGACGAUCGGUGGGCUGGUUGUGUCGGUCCGGGGCGAUCUGAAUCCUCCCAGGGCGGUGCUUCAACUGUACUACAUGGCUUUCAUGAUCGGUCAGUGUGUUUCCGUUUGUCCACGUGUUCGAUUACUGACUAUUUUGGUAGGCUUCUUCAUCAGUGCUGUGGUAUUUUAUGCAUUGAACGCCUGCUUUCCGCUUGAGCAUAUGGAUCAGAUCGAUUCGGUGGACCUAUACGGCACGUUUACGGAGGCUGAAGCUCGUAGAGUGGGUGUGGAUCCGCUUGAAGAAAUUCAUCAGGACGGACUGUCAGAAGGAGGACUGUCAGAAGGAAGACACUCGGGAGAUAAGGAUGCGACUUUACAAGGUGCCAAAGAAGUCUAG
This is a messenger RNA of Parastagonospora nodorum SN15, 1419 nucleotides long. RefSeq lists its product as hypothetical. Gene Ontology annotation, cellular component: plasma membrane. The coding region runs from base 1 to 1419 and encodes 472 amino acids. Gene Ontology annotation, biological process: nucleobase transport; transmembrane transport. Lineage: Eukaryota; Fungi; Ascomycota; Dothideomycetes; Pleosporales; Phaeosphaeriaceae. The record is from RefSeq and is a predicted model, not a curated record. Gene Ontology annotation, molecular function: nucleobase transmembrane transporter activity. The transcript has a single exon.